AUGGUGAAUGUUUUUAAUGUCGAAAUCUUCUUUGUUGUUUUUAGAGAAACCUUAGAGGCAGUAAUUGUCGUGUCUGUGCUUCUUGCAUUUAUUAAGCAAGGUCUCUCCGAAGAUGAGACAGUUUAUAAACGACUUCGAAAACAGAUUUGGAUUGGUGCUAUUUCAGGUUUCCUGAUUUGUUUAAUCUUGGGUUGUGCCUUCAUUGGAGCUUUCUAUUCUUUAGGAAAGGAUGUUUGGGCUAAAUCAGAGGAUCUUUGGGAAGGCAUAUUUUGCGUAAUUGCAACUGUAAUGAUUUCACUUAUGGGUAUUCCAAUGCUGAGAAUUAACAAAAUGCAGACUAAAUGGAGGUUGAAGCUUGCUCGUGCUCUGGUGGUUUCCAAAAACGAAAAGAAAGGUCGUUUUGCUUUUGGUCAUUGGACAAAGAAAUACGCUAUGUUCCUUUUGCCUUUUGUAACAACAUUAAGAGAGGGGUUAGAAGCUGUUGUGUUCAUAGGUGGUGUUGGCCUGGGAUCUCCAGCUACAUCUUUUCCCAUCCCUGUGAUUGUUGGUCUUAUUGCUGGUAUUUCUGUCGGUGUGCUUUUGUACUAUUCAGGAUCAACUCUUUCUUUGCAAGUUUUCUUAUGUAUAUCGACGGCUAUUUUGUACUUGAUUGCUGCUGGGUUGUUUUCUAGGGCUAUCUGGUUCUUUGAAACCUACAAAUACAACCAAAAGACUGGAGGAGAUGCUUCUGAAAAUGGUUCGGGACCCGGUACUUAUGACAUUAAGACUUCUGUUUGGCAUGUGAACUGCUGUAACCCUGAAACUGAUAAUGGUUGGGAUAUUUUUAACGCGUUGUUGGGAUGGCAAAACUCUGCCACUUAUGGCUCAGUCAUAGGCUACAACAUAUACUGGCUGGCGGUAAUGAUCACUUUGUAUUUACUCUGGUUCGAAGAAAAGAAUAACCACUUGCCAUUUAUGAAAAAUCUGAAGUUGAGACAACUGAACCCAUUAUACUGGAUGAAGGGUAAAAACAAGAAGGAGGUCUCCAAGGAAGAUCAGGAAAAAUUAUUUGAGCAAUUGAAGAGUAAGGAGUUUGCCAAUAAACUUGCGGAGGAAUAA
This is a messenger RNA of Komagataella phaffii GS115, 1098 nucleotides long. RefSeq names its product High affinity iron permease involved in the transport of iron across the plasma membrane. Bases 1 to 1098 code for a protein of 365 amino acids. The record is from RefSeq and is a predicted model, not a curated record. The transcript has a single exon. Gene Ontology annotation, biological process: iron ion transmembrane transport. Gene Ontology annotation, cellular component: high-affinity iron permease complex; plasma membrane. Gene Ontology annotation, molecular function: ferrous iron transmembrane transporter activity. Lineage: Eukaryota; Fungi; Ascomycota; Pichiomycetes; Pichiales; Pichiaceae.